This is a messenger RNA of Drosophila serrata, 1068 nucleotides long. RefSeq names its product Tetraspanin 42Ef (gene Tsp42Ef). NCBI's taxonomy places the organism in Eukaryota, Metazoa, Arthropoda, Insecta, Diptera, Drosophilidae. The record is from RefSeq and is a predicted model, not a curated record. Gene Ontology annotation, cellular component: plasma membrane.
UCAGUCAGUUCCGAGACGAGAAAAACAGCAGUUCCGCGCCAAGCAGCUCGCUCUCACGGCCAGGCGUCUUCUCUCCAGGAAUUCAAGGCAUAGGAUCUUUAAACAGAAUCCAAGGACUAUUCCCCACGAUGGCAUCCACGUCGAAAGCGAAACUGGUGGUCUUUGCCCUGGACAUACUGUGCACGUUGCUGGCCCUAGUGUUGAUGUCCUUUGGUGUCUAUGUACUAGUGUCCUAUAAUCUGAACCAAAUCGGUGCUCUGGCGGCCUAUGGAUACGUGGGUCUGGGAGUAGCUGCCCUGGUGGUGGUCCUCUGGGGAUACCUUUCCGCCUGGCGCGAGAAUGUGUGCUGCACAGUCACGUUCAUUGUGUUCCUAUGCCUCGUCAUCAUUGCCCAGUUCGCCGUGGUCUACUUGCUGUUCACCCAGGAUAAGUCGGUGGCCGCCAACCUAGCCAGCGCUCUGGACCAAACCUGGGAGGAGGAGCUGAACAGUCCAGGUGCCAUGUCGCUCUACCAGAAUUGGUUCCAGUGCUGUGGUCGAGGCAGUCCCCAGGAUUAUAUUGUGAACGAACGCCUACCCCCAGCGACCUGUUUCCGUGACCACGACAAGAGCAAGCCCGAGAACCUAAUCCAUACCGGCUGCCGAGUGGAGUUUGAGAACUACUGGCUGCACCUGACCAAGAUUUUCAAUAUUAUUGGUUUUGUGCUGAUUGGUCUUGAGCUCCUGCUGUCCAUUGCCUCUUGUCGCCUGUGCAACAGCAUACGCAACGAUGCUCGACGAUCUUACUUCUAAAGGAACCCUUUAAGGGAUCCUUCUCAAGGAUAAGGCAAAUUACACACAUGUAUUGAAGGUGACGAAGGAAAAUAAGAAAAUAUUACAACAUUAUCUAAUUGGUUUGGAAAUGCGAAAAGUAAUUGUUAUAAUUUUUGAAAUUGAAACUCAAAACUACACGAACCCAGUACUAUGCUAGGGGUUAAUCUAACUCAUACAUGAAUUUCAAUGAAAUCGUUGAAAAUAACUCACAAACGCUAGUGUAAGAAAUCUAAACUAGUUUUAAUAAUAUUUAUUA